This is a messenger RNA of Solanum lycopersicum (tomato), 1689 nucleotides long. RefSeq names its product pyruvate dehydrogenase E1 component subunit beta-1, mitochondrial. Lineage: Eukaryota; Viridiplantae; Streptophyta; Magnoliopsida; Solanales; Solanaceae. Gene Ontology annotation, biological process: pyruvate decarboxylation to acetyl-CoA. The record is from RefSeq and is a predicted model, not a curated record. Gene Ontology annotation, molecular function: pyruvate dehydrogenase (acetyl-transferring) activity.
UUUAACUAUGGCAGGCGGCCAAUGAGAGGUUAUUUAUUCUGAUUAAUAAAAUAAGAAGAAAGAGGAAAAAGCCGCAGUUAGCGUGCCUCUCUCACAUUUCCAAUUUUGUCACUCUCGACUAAUUGUUCGCGCCCGCCACCACCAAACACCUAAUCUACAGGGAAUUUGAUAGCUACAAGGAAGCGGAUAUGUCUGGGAUUAUAAAUCGAAAAAUGGCUACCAGAGGCAUUUCUGCUUUGAAUAUGAAUCAGUUCCUGUUGGGAAGCAGGGUAUUUGCAUCUAGAAAUUUUUCUUCAGCAACUAAAGAGAUGACUGUCCGUGAUGCUUUGAAUUCUGCUCUGGAUGAAGAAAUGUCUGCGGAUCCAAAGGUCUUUAUAAUGGGAGAGGAGGUUGGUGAAUACCAAGGAGCCUAUAAGAUUACCAAAGGGCUGUUGAAUAAAUAUGGUCCACAAAGAGUUCUUGAUACACCCAUUACUGAGGCUGGAUUUACUGGAAUGGGAGUUGGUGCUGCUUACCAUGGUUUGAAGCCUGUUAUAGAAUUCAUGACUUUCAACUUUUCAAUGCAGGCUAUUGACCAUAUUAUCAAUUCUGCUGCAAAAUCAAAUUAUAUGUCUGCCGGUCAGAUCGCAGUCCCCAUCGUCUUCAGGGGUCCUAAUGGUGCUGCAGCUGGAGUAGGUGCUCAACACUCUCAGUGCUAUGCGGCGUGGUUUGGUGCAUGUCCUGGAUUGAAGGUGCUAGCUCCAUACUCGUCUGAGGAUGCUCGCGGUCUGCUAAAAGCUGCUAUCAGGGACCCAGAUCCUGUUGUUUUUCUGGAAAAUGAAUUGCUAUAUGGUGAGUCUUUCCCUGUUUCUGCUGAAGUUCUUGAUUCUAGUUUCGCUCUUCCCAUUGGAAAAGCUAAGAUUGAACGUGAAGGAAAGGAUAUCACAAUUACUGCUUUCUCAAAGAUGGUUGGUUCUGCUCUUAAGGCUGCUGAAAUUCUUGCAAAAGAGGGAAUUAGUGCUGAGGUCAUAAAUUUGCGCUCUAUCCGACCGCUUGAUAGAUCCACCAUUAAUGCUUCUGUGAGGAAAACCAACAGGCUUUUAACUGUUGAAGAAGGGUUCCCACAACACGGCGUUGGAGCUGAGAUCUGUGCUUCUGUGGUUGAGGAAAGUUUUGAAUAUCUUGAUGCACCAGUUGAGAGGAUAUCUGGGGCUGACGUUCCGAUGCCAUAUGCAGCAAAUCUAGAAAGAAUGGCUGUUCCACAGAUUGAAGAUAUUGUUCGUGGAGCAAAGAGGGCAUGUUACAGAGCAGCAAAAUCAGUUCCAAUGGCUGCAACUGCUUAAGCUUUGGUAGGAACAAAGACUGCCAAGCUGGUUCUAAGCGUUUUAUUUCCUCUUAUGUGGAUAUUGAUUCUUUAUCCGCCUGCGAGUGGAUGCUUCUAUAUUUACCAUCCUGAGAAGUUUAAUUUGUCCAUGAAAAGAAAAUGCUAAAUGUUAGAAAAUAAUUUUUGCCGUUUACUUGCGCUCUCUUUUCACUGGUGUUACCAAAUGUUAUGUAAGACUUGUCAGUUUUGACCGCUGAGGGUUCACGAGAACAAACUCUGUAGUGAUAUGUAAUAUGAUAUAUGCUUGCAUUAUUUGUAAUCUACAAAACAAUGUAUUGAUCUCAAAUAACGCCAAUCCAGUUUUUGAAGAGGCUCGAAUAACAUCA